UUGUGUUCUAUCCAACCUGACGUCAUUGAACAUUAAUGGACGUGUGUAGGGCAGGAAGACAAGAGAUGUUACUCUUUUUGGGCUGGCGAUUGUGAGUGGGCGCAGUGGCUACGCGGGUCAACAAGUGCACCGUGGUGCCUGUGGUACAUGAAAACGCCAAAGUUAUACGGACCCCGAGGGAUGGGAGAGAACAGGAAAGAAGGAUGCCCCUAGCAGCCGUCAGACAAGGCGUGAGAAGGUACUCCAAAACGGUUUGAGUAGUUCUGUUAUCUGAGAAGAGGCGAACGGCUGUUUCGGCCGCUAGAUGGCUCCGGUGAGCCUCCAACUCUUCCUCACAGGCUUCCAGGCGCCCGGUUCUACUGGGCGGCGGUAUCCUAUCUGAGGCCGCUCGAAAUCGGCUCAGCUCCUGCACACAGAGGCGGAAAAGCGGCUAGGGCGUCGUGCCUUUUUCUUUCCUCGCAGCUGUGAAGUCGGGAGGAUUGAGGGCUGCCCAAAUGCCGCGCGAGGAGGCGGAGGAGCGCGGCUGCCUCGCGAUGCCCCCCGCCUUAGUCGCCCGCUUUUUUCUCCUGUCGUUCUGCACCCGGGCUUUAGCUCUAAAUGUUGCUGCUGAAGAUGCAAAGGACUCAACUGAACUGCUGUCGCAGGCAUCAGAAAAAAGUGGAAACUCAACUAAAAUAGCCAAGGAACUAAAAGAAAUAGUGUUUGUCAUCCAGAGUCAAAGGAAUUCUUUUCAUUUGAAGAAAGCAGAUGACCUAAAACAAAGUAUUUUCAAACAGGCUGCAGUUCUUGGAAAGGAGAUGCCUACAGUUCUGCUUACUCAUGAGAUGGACAGGCAUGAAGGUGCAUGGACCAUUCUACCAUUAAUGCAUGAGUUUUCUGUUACAUACAGCAGAAACUCUUCAUGGUUUUUUUUCUGUGAUGAAGAUACAAGAAUACAUAUUGUAAAGCUACUGAAAACACUUAGAAGAUAUGACAAGUCUAAGGAAUUAUUUUUAGGAAAAGCAUUACAUGAUGAUGAAUCUACAAUUAUUCACCAUUAUGCAUUUGCAGAAAACCCUACAGUUUUUAAAUUUCCAGAUUUUGCUGCUGGCUGGGCCCUUAGCAUUCCACUUAUAAAGAAGCUUGCAAAGAGGCUGAAGAAUGAACCUCUAAAGUCAGAUUUUACAAUAGAUUUAAAAUAUGAGAUUGCGUUAUAUAUCUGGGAGAAAGGCAAUGGACCACAUCUCACUCCAGUGCCUGAGUUUUGUACAGAAGACUUUGAUUCUCCUAAUGCUGCUGACUGUGCCACUACAUUCACUAAUUUCCUCCCACUUUGUGGAAAUCCUGUGAAGAAAACAGAUAUAUUUGUUGCUGUAAAAACGUGCAGGAGAUUCCAUGAAGACAGAAUACCUGUUGUCAAACAGACCUGGGAAGGAGAGGCCGGUCUUAUCGAAUACUAUAGUGAUUAUGCAGAAAGUUCAAUACCCACUGUUGAUUUAGGAGUGCCAAAUACUGAAAGAGGACAUUGUGGGAAGACUUUUGCCAUUUUGGAAAGGUUUUUAAAUCAUAGCCCUGAUACAACACCUUGGUUAGUCAUUGUGGAUGAUGACACUUUAAUAAGCAUUUCUAGGCUUCAGAAAUUACUCAGCUGCUAUGACCCAAGUGAGCCCGUGAUUAUUGGGGAACGCUAUGGCUAUGGAUUGGGAUCAGGAGGCUAUAGUUAUAUCACUGGUGGAGGAGGGAUGGUUUUCAGCAGAGCAGCAAUCCAAAGAUUAUUUGCUAGUAAAUGCCGGUGUUACAGCAAUGAUGCCCCUGAUGAUAUGGUAAUUGGAAUGUGUUUCAGUGGCUUAAGAAUUCCAGUAACACACAGCCCUCUCUUCCAUCAGGCUCGGCCAAUGGAUUACCCAAAGGACUAUCUUGCCCAUCAAGUUCCAAUAUCCUUUCACAAACACUGGAAUGUUGAUCCAGUGAAAGUAUAUUUCUCAUGGCUGGCACCAAAACUGCAAGAUGGAAAUAAACAUCCUAUAAGAGAGGAUUUAUAAUCUGUAAAAAAAAUUAAAAAUUAAAAAUUAAAUAAUGCUGUAGGUUUCAUAUUAGAGCAUUUACUGAAUUCUUGUGGUAUUGAUAAUUAUUUGUCGCCCAUAUUGUACUGAACACUAAGGAUAUGAUCUGGUACCACUUUUGGCACACCAUCCUGUUUUCUCCCUCUGGUGUACUAGGGGCAUGCAUCACAUAAUUAGGGAGGGCUAGAUGGGGACAUGGGAAGUGUGCACAGACCUCUCUUCCCCUGAAAUGCAUUCCUGUGUGUAUGUGCCAAUGGUGGGAGAGGGGAAAGCAGAUUUACAUUGAGCCCUAUGGGACUCCUCCACACACAGGCGCCCACAGUGAUACUGCAUAAUUCCCUAACUAUCUCUGUCCAGAAUGAAUGGAUGAAUAUAUAUAUUACACUCUUGCACAUUCUUACACAAACACAAAUGUAUAUAUAUUUGUUGGACUUAAUAGGGCGUUUGGUAUUAACAUCUGUAAUCUGGCAAUGCUAAGUUUUUUUUAUAAAAAAAACUCAUGCAUCAGCACCCUGUCUUCCUUGAUUCUAUCUCCUCACCCCCACUCCCGGUUGUUAGUAGCAUAUUAGGGUCCUCACGAUAAAGUGUUUUUAACUCCUUUGAGUUGCAAAGAUUUUGUGGAUCUUUAUAUGUUGGUAUGUAAAGAGGAGGGAGCUUCGUAUGGCUGUGAAUAUAAAUCUAGAGAAUUUCUAUACUGUCAUCUCUCUGAGUAUUGUCUUCUCUCUGUGUAUCAACUUGCACCAUUUUUAAAAAAAUACCAUUUAUAGAUCAUUGAAAAGGUACAGGCUUGGUGUUACUAAACUGGCCACAAGAUGUCACUACUGAUACUCCAAAAACUACAUGUCUGAAAAUUACAUGUCUGUUAACAAAUGUAUUUUAAUGAAUCUUGGAAAUUUACCAUUGUCAUACUUAUCUACGUUACAUGGUAUUAUGUGAUUUUUAUAUAUAAGACUGAAAUCUAGUUUACAUCCAUGACUGAAUGUUAUCUAUCACAUUUUUUAGUCAAGGCAUUAUAUACACUUAAAUGCUACAUAUUGAAAAUUAAUUUUUAAAUUCAGUUUUGUGUAGAAUAAGGCUGGGCCAAAAGCAAGGGGGGUAGAAUACAUAUUUCAUGGAAAAUGUCAUGAAGCUGACACAUACGAACAAUUUCAGCAAUUUUUUUGUGAGGGUUACAAAUGGGGUGAAAAUGCCUUCCUAUACAGAAUGGGGGCAAGAAGAACUGCCCUCACUCUGGUCUGGCUUCAUGAUAUCAUCAUGUGCCCUGAUUUGAUUGCCUGGAAGAUUUCUGAUUGGCUGGAAUUGCCUCAGGUUAAGAAGCCACUGUUUUCUGUUUUUAAAGACACAGAAGUCACAGGUCAUGGAAAGAAGCAGCUGCCUGACUCUGCAGUAAAUAAAAAGGCAAAUGAGGGUUCUCUUUCUGAAACAUCCAUACUUCAUUCCCCAAAAGGUUGUGGGUGGAAAUUCAGGACAGCCUUAAUUUAAAAAUUGUGUAAGAAUUAGUAUCAUUACAUUCUAACAUUUAUAACAAAACUUGUUCUGUUGAAGGCAGUUUAGGCAACUUCAAGCUAAUGUUCUUUGCUGUAUUUUAACCAAAUACAGGGUCUUAAAGCCAUAUUGCACAAUUGUUUUAACAUAUGUUUAAACAUUAUUUUCAAUAGCACAGCACUAUAAGUAAAACAGUUCUUACCAUUGGCAAAAAUGGGAAAUGAAUUUCUCUGUCAGGAAUUACUGAAGCAGUCUGCACACACUUAUGAAUGUAGCUUGGGUACUUUUAAGGGUGCAAACAAUGAGCAUAUUCAGGAUGAAUAAGUGCUUGAAUUGGAGGAACCUAAAUGCUUUCUCUAUGUUCCCUCUCUCAGUGCCUUAAACUAUAGAUAUUUCUACUGAGAAAAGAUCUAUGUUUUUUGAACUGUAUGGGGUAUAUUGUUAUUUAUGUUUGUUGUUUAAAACUGUGUAAACCUAAAUUGGAAUAAAACAAUUGUUUAAAA
Messenger RNA from Rhineura floridana, 4030 nucleotides. RefSeq names its product beta 3-glucosyltransferase (gene B3GLCT). Gene Ontology annotation, cellular component: membrane. The record is from RefSeq and is a predicted model, not a curated record. Lineage: Eukaryota; Metazoa; Chordata; Lepidosauria; Squamata; Rhineuridae. Bases 495 to 2021 code for a protein of 508 amino acids. Gene Ontology annotation, molecular function: acetylglucosaminyltransferase activity. The transcript is spliced from 15 exons.